AUGGCUGACUUCCAUGGAAGGAGAACAAUUCUUCUCGCUCUUCUCUGUGUAUUGCAAGUCGCAUUAUUGUUUUUCUUGUACAAGGCUAUUACCCUAGGUUUACCGUUUAAACACGCCGUCUCUAAAACUUUGGAAGCGCUUGAGGUUAAAAGUAACAAUUUACGAAGAAGUGUCUUGGGUUCUUGGACUUCACAUCUUAUUCUUACAAAGACAACGACCACAAAAAGCCCUGAAUUUCCUAAAAUAGUCAACAAAUCAGUUCGUUUUGAUAUAUUUCCAGGUGCUAUUGAUAAACCAUUUUUGGUAAUGCUUGUGAUCACCUCACCAAAGGAUUUUCAACGACGCCAUGUUAUCAGAACAACCUGGGGAGGAACUCAUAAGCAAAUCAAACUGAACCAGUCAGCAGUUUAUCAAGGAGAAGUCUUUGACUURACAAAGCUCAACUUAGUGUUUGUUGUUGGUUGGUCAAGGGAUGUGUUCACUGAUGGUAAGUUGGAACAYGAAGCGAAGAAAUACGGUGAUAUACUUCGAGUUUCGAUGAAUGAAACAUACCGUAAUAUCGUAUAUAAAGUUCUCUGGGCGUACAGUUGGGCAUCGAUUCACAAACCACAAUUUGUUCUCAAAGCUGAUCAUGAUGUUUACAUCAAUAUAAGAAAAUUACUAUCCUGGCUYUUUAARAAUCMUYCAUUACCCUCCUCUCUUUACACUGGAUUUAUCCAUUCAGGAGCUCCUGUAAUAAGGAACGAGCAACAUCCUCACUACGUUAGCAAAGAAGCCCUACCUCGUGACACAUUCCCAGAUUAUUGUGCGGGACCUUGUUAUGUAAUGUCAAAAGAGUUUCUUUUUAAAGCGAUUGCGGAUACGAGUAGAGUAAAGGCGUUUGAAGUUGAAGAUGCGUACGUGGGAGUUGUAGCAAACCAUUUAGGAAUAACACCGCUMMAAAGCUCACKUUUUCUUUGGAACCGAUGGACUCUCGACGACAGCAGACAUUGGAGUGAUAAAAAGUUGUCACGGUAUAUUUGCCUUGGUGAUAGUAUGAAAACAAACUUAAUAACGUACUUACAUUAUAGGUAUAUGCAACUUUGAUCGACGCAGUAGUUUAAGAAACAUCAGCUUAAGAAGUAGUAAACUGUCUUUUAUAAAAGGACGAAAACGAACCAUUUUUUAUGCUAUUUAUCGCCAAUUUUUAGAAUUGGUCAUUAAAAAUUCAGCGCAAAAYAGCCAGUCAGAAAGCGUCUUGAGCAAUAGGUUUCUGAAUGGCCAACCGCCGAUAGCAGUCCCGAGGAAGAAGAGGAAGAUCUUAGUAGUGAAAGUCCAUUUUCAGGUUUUUGAAGUUUACUUUUAGUAGACAUAUGUAUAAAAAAAGGAAAGCAGAAUCAUCUCAUUAGCUUCAUAUUAGCGGACGAGGAAGCCAAUGAUAGAAAACAGGUGUUCAUUCCUAUUCUGCGCCUUCGCGCUGAAGCGCAAUAAGACGACACAACAUUAGUGGAGUGUGACUUUGCCUGGUGCCUGGUGGGCAGCAGUGCACAUUUAUUAUAUAAUGUUCUACAAUUACAGCAAUUACAAUCAUUAAUAAGCAAAUUACUGCUAACCUACCAAAAACAAAUUAUUAUUUACAAAUAUAUCUAUACGUUGCCCGCUACGAAAAACCGGAGACAAAACCUCUUGGGAAAAUACUCURGAAACGUAGUCUCGACCGAUGCAACGCAUGUCUCCGAGGGAUGGAGAACUCUAAGACGUACCAAAGUAUAUACUGUCAUACAUGAUUAAAAAUAUGAA
Exaiptasia diaphana is the source of this 1779-nucleotide messenger RNA. RefSeq names its product beta-1,3-galactosyltransferase 1-like. The transcript has a single exon. Gene Ontology annotation, molecular function: hexosyltransferase activity. Lineage: Eukaryota; Metazoa; Cnidaria; Anthozoa; Actiniaria; Aiptasiidae. Bases 1 to 1086 code for a protein of 361 amino acids. The record is from RefSeq and is a predicted model, not a curated record. Gene Ontology annotation, cellular component: membrane.